AUGCCCGCUCAACCCCCCAUCCCGCCUCUGCUAACGCCCUACAUCUCCACACUCUCUCCCCAGUCACUCACAUUGGUAACCUCCGUGCUGGCAGCGACAUCGAACUGGCUGGUUUUGCGAUAUUUAUACUCUGUUUUAUCACGAUCAACAGCACUCGGCCAAGCCAACGAUAAUGAUGUUCACCGCGACAGCAGCAGGGCGGCUAAGAGGAUUGUGCUCGUGAGUUUCUUGCGAGACUGGGUGUUUUGGAAGGCGGAGGGGAAGAGGUUGGGCUUAGAUUUACAGAGAUUUGUGGAUGCGGACAGGCUCAGGUUUGUCGAUGGUUUGACGGGCUUGUUUGAUGGGCAACCGCAGCAGCAGAAUUCAAGAUCUGCGGGCAUUCCGACGCGACCAGGAGCUGGACCUGGGUCUGGAAGGACAAUUCCCAUGCGAGGAGGCCCAGCGGAGUCUAUCCCAGUGCGAACACAUUCGACGGCGAAUGUGAUGCCUACAUCCUCAACAAACCCGAAGCAAUUGCACAUCUCCAGUGGCAGUGGCGGUAUGCCCGUCUUGAACGGACUCGAAAACGAUAUUCUAUCCGUCAUCAAAUCCAUCGUUGCUAAAGGAGCCGAUAAUCAACAUAAUAAAGACGAAGAGCAAGACGUCCUCCUGAUAAUAGAUCAGCCGGAUUUCGUGCUCGCUGCUACUCCGGGGAUUGAUGCGGAUGACAUGUCUGACUGGAUUAUGGGAUUGCAACAGCAUGUCCAUUCAACAAUCGUAACUACAUCCGCCGAUUUCCCGCUUGUGCAUAAUGCAAAUGAAGCUUCACAUGAUAAUGGGCCACCGACUCCGUUAGAAAGACAUCAUGCUGCGUUUGUGGUUGGGUUGGCUCAUCGCGCGUCGAUGGUUCUACAGCUACGGAUGCUUGAUACGGGAGCGGCUAAGGAUGUCAGUGGGGUGAUGAGGAUGAGCAAAGGCGGCGGAGGGUUUGAUGCAGAUGACGGCGCUGUAGAGAAGGAGGUUCUAUAUUUUGUGCAGAGAGACGGAGGGGUGAAGGUCUUUGGGAGGGGGGAAGUAUGA
Molecule: messenger RNA, 1059 nt
Organism: Talaromyces atroroseus
Lineage: Eukaryota; Fungi; Ascomycota; Eurotiomycetes; Eurotiales; Trichocomaceae
Exons: 3
Coding region: 1-1059 (352 amino acids)
Biological process (GO): tRNA wobble uridine modification
Cellular component (GO): elongator holoenzyme complex
Source: RefSeq, a predicted model, not a curated record